Molecule: messenger RNA, 1858 nt
Organism: Ostrinia furnacalis (Asian corn borer)
Lineage: Eukaryota; Metazoa; Arthropoda; Insecta; Lepidoptera; Crambidae
Product: zinc finger protein 382
Exons: 14
Coding region: 60-1709 (549 amino acids)
Biological process (GO): regulation of transcription by RNA polymerase II
Molecular function (GO): DNA-binding transcription factor activity; RNA polymerase II cis-regulatory region sequence-specific DNA binding
Source: RefSeq, a predicted model, not a curated record
UUUGUUUACAAACUUGAUGAAAUUAUUUCUGAUUAAAAUUUUCUGUUUAAAUAAUUAAAAUGUUUGAAUAUAGCUGCCAUAAUGCCUCCAAUUUGGAUAAAACUUGCCGCGGGUGUCUUAAAGUUGGUGACGAGGUGCGGAUCAUGACUACUGAGGAACAAAAUGUGUAUUUAAAAUUUAUAGAGGUAUCUAAUGAAGAUUUAACUAUGUAUGUUUGUCUUCUAUGUGCUCAUUUGCUAAGGAAACUCGGCAAGUUCUUGAUUCAGUGCCAGGAAUCUUACAAUGUUUUGAAUAACUUUCUAAAGGAAUCCAAACCGCACAACCACAUUCCACCGUUCCUGGCGUUCAAUCUGGUCACAACGCAACCUGUAAUAAACGAGUUUCAGAGCAAUGUAGCAUUGUUGUAUGAUUUUACACCGGACAUGGUAACGUUUGACGAUGGGCCAAUUUUUGACGAUGAAGACAUACCGCUGGUGCUGUUAAAGAAAGAAGACAAUGAGGCGGAGAAUGGAGUUAGGAAGAAGAAGAAAAGUAGGAAAAAAGCAGUGGACGUUGAAGGCAACGGACCUUCAUUUAUAAAAUCCGAAGACUCCGCGCCUCAAAGCAAGGAACAAGUGAAAUGCAAGAAGAAGCCAAAGAAAGAGUUGCGUGAAGGAUUCAGCCCAAGAAUGGUGCAGGAAACUGAGGAGUAUGUGGUCAUCAAGCUUACGAAAGAACAGGUGUUGCAAGAAAUGCACGAGCGUUCUCAGAGCGAGGGAUACAAGCGAACGCUUUUCAAGUGCGAAAAAUGCGUCAAAGGAUUCAAUUUCGAAGACGUGCUGCAAACGCACAUGGAGAAACAUUCUAUGGAGAAUGGCUCUCUCCAAUGCGACAUUUGUACACAGUAUUGUCCCAGCGUGGUGUCACUCAGGGGACAUAUGAAAUCCCAUACCACUAGAUAUAAAUGCAAGCUAUGCGGCUGCGUGCGACAAUCGCGGCAACACUUAUUGGAGCACCACAACACCACACACACUCGCGGCGCGCCCGACUACACCUGCCGGCAUUGCGGGUUCACUACCGCCAAAAGAACGUCCAUGCAACGUCACGUCAAGUCGCACCGGGAAGGCGAGAGACACGCGUGCCACCAGUGCGGUAAAUUAUUCAAGAGUCUGGAGACGCUGCGGGUUCACACCAUGCGCCACGACAAAUCCAAGCGCUUGCAGUGUGAAGAGUGCGGGCGCGUGUUCAUAUACCCGUCUCUCUUGCACCGCCACGUGCAAGCGGUUCACGUUAGGAAGGAUUAUUACUGCGUCGAAUGCGACGUGGAGUUCAAAUCCAGGGAGAAUCUCAGGCUACAUUUCAAGAAAGCUAAGCGACACAGAGACGCUUCUUCGUACCAGUACGAAUGCGGUCAAUGCCCCGAACGCUUCGUUUCACCGUCCACGCUAUCUACCCACGUGACCAUGGCCCAUGGACAACUGAAACAACACUCCUGCCUAGUUUGCAGGCGUCUCUACAGCAGCAGGGACGCACUAAGAGCGCACACCAGAGACAAGCAUUCCAUAGACAAUAUACACUGCGGUAUCUGCGACAAGAGUUUCAGCCGCAAGAGUAUAUUAGCAGCGCAUAUGAGGACACACGGCGCGUGCGACUCUUAUGAAGACAAAGACAAGAAACUUGAAGACUCAAUGCUGAUAGAAGAACCACAACCAGCGCUUUUAGAAAGUUAACUGUAAUAUAUUAAACCUUAUUGCUAUGGACUCAAGGUUCAAAACAAUGAAGAUUUAGAACUUUGGAGAUUUUUUGUAUCUGGCUUUGAGAAACAGUAUUACGCCGUUUGCUUUUUAUUGUAUUUUGUGAUAAACAUUGUGAUGUGAAA